AUGCGAUGUGGCCUACCAGUUCAGUCCACAGAUUAUGUUUAUCGAGUAUUUGCAAGCAUUUAUCACCUUCAUUGUUUUAAAUGUUUUUGUUGUGGACAUCUGUUCAAAAAAGGUGACCAUUACAUGUUGUUGGAUGGGCAAAUCAUUUGCAGACCAGACUAUGAACAUUUGUUAUGUCAAGCACCGAUGUGUCAAUCCCAUUUAUAUUUCGAUCAAAAUGAUUCGAAUCGAAAGACACCGAAAAGACCACGAACUAUCUUAAACACCCAGCAACGGAAAGCUUUCAAGCUAGCCUUCGAGAAGACAUCGAAACCAUGUCGAAAGGUGCGUGAGCAACUAGCAAAAGAAACAAAUUUAAGUGUAAGAGUUGUCCAAGUUUGGUUUCAAAAUCAACGUGCCAAACUGAAGAAAAUCCAGCGGAAACAGGAAAUAUCAGAAGCAAACGAUACAGCUUGUUCGGAGAUGGACAUUAAAUCCAAUGAUGAAUUAAAAUCCAAUUGCGAUUCUGUUGACGAGUUGGAUUCUGAAAACGAUGACGUUGAAGUUGACGACACAGGAAGUAAUGACGAGAAAGGAAAAGAGUCGAAUAAUCCAAUCGCGCAACUAUUUCAUAUGCAUGCUACUUAUUUCCUAGCAUGA
This is a messenger RNA of Loa loa (African eye worm), 639 nucleotides long. RefSeq lists its product as hypothetical. The record is from RefSeq and is a predicted model, not a curated record. NCBI's taxonomy places the organism in Eukaryota, Metazoa, Nematoda, Chromadorea, Rhabditida, Onchocercidae. The transcript has 5 exons. Gene Ontology annotation, cellular component: nucleus. Bases 1 to 639 code for a protein of 212 amino acids. Gene Ontology annotation, biological process: neuron differentiation; regulation of transcription by RNA polymerase II. Gene Ontology annotation, molecular function: DNA-binding transcription factor activity, RNA polymerase II-specific; RNA polymerase II transcription regulatory region sequence-specific DNA binding.